AGUAACGACUGUUGACGCAACAUUAAACGCUGCUGGCAUGGAUACUAAUCUACAGAAGCUUUACUGUAUGCUGCUCGUUGUUUUUCUACUUGCCACCAGAAUGGCAGCAGGCAUGCUGGCAGCCUCAUUAGCAGCCAUAGAUGGAGUAGAUGCACUGGAGUUGCAACUGCAACAGGAACAGAUGCCAGCUGAAGUUGUACUCCACAUGGUGCCAGCAUCAGCACGCGGCAGUUUUCUGCUCUACCAAUUAGCAAAAGCCAUAAAUUCUGGCCAUCUACUUGAGCUGGAGUUCGAGCAGGAGCAGGAGCAGGAGCAGGAGUUGGUGCUGGAACAUGAGCUGAUUGUGGAGCAGCAAGUGGAUGUGGACUCCAGCUGGCUGGCCGCAAUGGCAAAUGAAUUUCAGAGUGUUCCCGUUUAUGAAGACUUUCCUAUGGACUUUCAGAACUGGCUAAUUGAUAGUUUUGGCCUCAAUGCCGUCGAUGUCUAUCAGGGCUGGCUCAGGGCACGAUCUGGCCGUGGUCAAGUGAUCUGCAAUGCCGUUGGACAAUGCUUUGAGGUGGCUCAAAUACUUAGUUCGUGUUGUCCCUUUUGAGUUUAAUAAAUGUAUUUAAAAUCGUUA
This is a messenger RNA of Drosophila innubila, 619 nucleotides long. RefSeq lists its product as uncharacterized. The record is from RefSeq and is a predicted model, not a curated record. NCBI's taxonomy places the organism in Eukaryota, Metazoa, Arthropoda, Insecta, Diptera, Drosophilidae. The transcript has 4 exons. The coding region runs from base 38 to 592 and encodes 184 amino acids.